Molecule: messenger RNA, 387 nt
Organism: Dichomitus squalens LYAD-421 SS1
Lineage: Eukaryota; Fungi; Basidiomycota; Agaricomycetes; Polyporales; Polyporaceae
Exons: 1
Source: RefSeq, a predicted model, not a curated record
AUGGUAGAGGACCGGACUCAGAUCAACAAAACAAAGGCAGCAGCACCAUCAGCAGCACCAGUAGAGAAGCCUCGUCCACCUAUUAGGACAUCUCAGCUUAGUAAGGAGAUUGAUCCAAAUACUAUAUUGGACAAGAUCCUAGAUUCCCAGCUAACACUUACCGUGCGGGAAGUAGUAGGUGUCUCUAAGGAGGUAGCAAACCGACUCCAGGAUGCUAUCAAGGUGAAGCGAGUAGACUUUGCACAACCAGCAGUGUCACAUUUGGUAACAAAAAGCAAGCGGGAUGCACUGAUCCAUAUAGAGAUGAAGUAUAAGGAUGCCCCAAUAGACUUUAUAGUUGACACUGGAUCUGAGUUGAACAUCAUCAGCAAGGACGUAUACGACACC